Messenger RNA from Cololabis saira (Pacific saury), 817 nucleotides. It is a transcript of the gene coq7, whose product is annotated as coenzyme Q7 homolog, ubiquinone (yeast). Gene Ontology annotation, biological process: regulation of reactive oxygen species metabolic process; regulation of gene expression; determination of adult lifespan. Gene Ontology annotation, cellular component: mitochondrial inner membrane; nucleus. The record is from RefSeq and is a predicted model, not a curated record. Gene Ontology annotation, molecular function: 3-demethoxyubiquinol 3-hydroxylase activity. The transcript has 6 exons. The coding region runs from base 105 to 773 and encodes 222 amino acids. NCBI's taxonomy places the organism in Eukaryota, Metazoa, Chordata, Actinopteri, Beloniformes, Belonidae.
CUGACGUCAUAAGUGUGCGCCACGUCGAUUCUCUUCAAUGUCAGCUUGCAUGAGUGCUGUAUGUCGAGGUUAUAAUUCAGCAAGUUUAAAUAUUCGAAACCAUCAUGCAAAGAGCUGUACACACAGCGCUGUGUGAGUGGCCUCAGCUCGUCAGUCCAGCGAUGAUUCGGCGGAGUUUAAAAUGUAGAGCAGUACCUCUUCAGCACAGCUGUCGUCCCUACAGCGUUGUUCCGCCGCUGCGCAACGCUGAGGAGGGGGAGAUGCUGCACCGGAUGCUGCGUGUGGACCACGCCGGGGAAUAUGGGGCCAACCGGAUCUACGCGGGCCAGAUGGCAGUGCUGGGGAGGUCAAGAACUGGACCUCUCAUCCAGGAAAUGUGGGAUCAAGAAAAGAAACACCUGGCAAAGUUCAAUGAAAUUCUCUCUGAGAACAGAGUUCGGCCCACAGCACUGCUUCCUCUCUGGAACAUUGCUGGGUUUGUAUUAGGGGCAUCCACUGCACUGCUCGGUAAAGAGACGGCAAUGGCUUGCACUGUGGCAGUGGAGGAGAGCAUUUCAGAACACUACAACAGCCAGAUAAGAGCUCUGAUGGAGCAGGAUCCAGAAAGAUACACUGAACUGUUACAGGUGAUAAAGGAAUUUAGAGACGAUGAGAUGGAACAUCAUGAUACAGCAUUGGAGCACGAUGCUGAAUCAGUACCUGGAUACUGGCUGCUAAAAAAUGCAAUACAGCUUGGUUGCAAAGCUGCAAUAUAUGUUUCUGAACGUGUCUAACUUUUGUACUUUGCACAAAUAAACUGUCAUCAAGUUUUGGUUCA